Molecule: messenger RNA, 2586 nt
Organism: Daucus carota subsp. sativus
Lineage: Eukaryota; Viridiplantae; Streptophyta; Magnoliopsida; Apiales; Apiaceae
Product: E3 ubiquitin-protein ligase WAV3
Exons: 2
Coding region: 232-2319 (695 amino acids)
Source: RefSeq, a predicted model, not a curated record
ACAUAUCUCUGUUUUUUUCCAUUACAUGACACAGCUUUCCAUUCUCAACUUCCCAUCCUCCAAGGUCAAAACUCUCUCUCCAUAUUAAUACCCCUCCUCUCUCUCUCUCUCUCUCUCUCUCUCUCUCUCUCGUAUAUCUACACCCUUCUCUCUGCUUCCUCCAAGAACCAACCUCCUCUGUUACGUGCACCCCUCAACUCAGUUCUCUGGUUUCUUGAUUUCCUAGUAAAAAUGAGUAGCAAAUGGAGAAAAGCUAAGCUUGCACUUGGCCUGAACCUCUGCGCUUAUAUCCCUCCAGAGACUAAUGACUUGCCUGAGAAAUCUUCUGAUGCUGCUCUGCUCUCACAGUCUCAGAAUAACUGGGCUUUUGGGCCCUCAAGAUUGUCUAAAAGCUUUAGCAGAUCAUCAAAGAAAACAUGCUCCAUAUGUUUGGCUACCAUGAAACGUGGAGACGGGAAUGCUGUUUUCACUGCAGAGUGCUCACAUUCCUUCCAUUUCCAUUGCAUUGCGUCAAAUGUUAAACAUGGAAAUAAAAUCUGCCCCGUUUGCAGAGCGAAUUGGAAAGAAAUUCCAUGGCAAGCUAAUACACUGGAACCUCUUCCUGGAAGGUCUAGAAUCAAUCCUGUGGAUUUGUUGCCUAACAAUGGUCUAAUGACAGCUGUACGUCAGUUGCCUCCUCGUCCUGUUUCUUAUCGACAUGUAGCACAACUAUUCCAGUCUCCUGAGCCUGCUGUCUUUAAUGACGAUGAAUCCCUAGAUCAUAAAACAGAAAAAGCUGAGGAUAUUUCAAAAUUUAAAAGUCAUGUAGAUGUGGAAUCCGGCACAACCAUAGCGGUCAAAACUUACCCAGAAGUUCCAGCAGUCCCACAGUUCAAAGCGUAUGAUAACUUCACUGUCCUGAUCCAUGUGAAGGCCCCUUCAUUUUCAAGUCACGAUCAUAGUAUCAAUCAGUCUAAUGUGUCUCCGAUUCCUCAAAAUCCUCGUGCACCUGUAGACCUUGUCACAGUGCUUGACAUCAGUGGCAGCAUGGCAGGAACCAAACUUGCAUUGCUAAAGCGGGCCAUGGGAUUUGUGAUACAGAAUCUAAGCCCAAACGAUCGGUUGUCAGUGAUAGCCUUCUCAUCAACAGCACGCCGCCUUUUCCCUCUUAGUCGUAUGUCUGACACAGGACGGCAGCAAGCACUGCAGGCAGUUAACUCUUUAGUUGCAAAUGGUGGAACAAAUAUUGCCGAAGGCUUGAGAAAGGGUGCUAAGGUGAUGGAAGAUAGAAGGGAAAAAAACCCUGUUGCAAAUAUAAUACUCCUUUCAGACGGACAAGAUACAUAUACCAUGAAUAGUUCUAGUGGCAGCCAAAAUGAACCCAACUAUGGACUGCUGCUUCCUACGUCCAUUCACAGGAAGGAAAGUCCUGGCUUCAAAAUUCCAGUGCAUGCAUUUGGGUUUGGCAUGGAUCAUGAUGCUUUAUUAAUGCACUCUAUCUCCGAGGCUUCAGGAGGGACCUUUUCUUUCAUUGAAGCUGAAAGUGUGAUUCAGGAUGCAUUUGCACAAUGUAUAGGGGGACUAUUGAGUGUUGUUGUUAAAGAGCUGCGUGUGACUAUUGAAAGUGUUGACUCCCAGAUUUGUCUUCGCUCUAUAAAAUCCGGUAGCUAUCCAAAUCACUUGGUGCAUGAUGGAAAAACUGGUUAUGUCGAAGUUGGUGAUAUGUACGCGGAUGAAGAAAGGGAUUUCCUCGUUUCAGUUAAUGUUCCUGCAGAAUUUUUGAACAAAGAAACAUCUCUAUUAAAAGUCAGAUCUGUUUAUAUCAAUCCGCUAACAAAGCACACGGUAACACUUGACAGUGAAGAACUUAGGAUUGGGAGACCUGAAAAAGCUGGACAAGAAAUGGUUUCAGUAGAAGUGGACAGGCAAAGGAACAGGCUGCAGGCAGCUGAGGCGAUGGCAGAAGCUCGAGUCGCAGCAGAACAGGGCGGCCUAGCAGCUGCAAUUGUAAUCCUUGAAAAUUGCCGUAAAACAUUGUCACAAACUGUAUCAGCUAAGGCUCAUGACCGUCUCUGUAUUGCACUGGACGCUGAGCUCACAGAGAUGCAAGAAAGGUUGUCAAGCAGAAAUGUUUACCAGUCAUCCGGAAGAGCAUAUAUAUUAUCUGGACUAAGCUCACACUCUUGGCAGAGAGCAACUGCAAGAGGUGAUUCUACAGACGGUUCAAGCCUCGUUCAAGCCUAUCAAACCCAAUCAAUGACUGAGAUGCUUACUCGUUCGCAGGCUGCACUGUUAAGCAGUCCUUCAGUUCAUAGGCCUCUUCGACCAAAGCCAAGGUGAUGCCACAAGCUUUCACACGCUGUAAAUCAAACUUAAAUGUGUGAAGUACCUAUAUUUUGUUUAUUUCAAUUUGGAGGUAAAUUGGAGGGUAUAAGAAGUGCGGUUUUUGUGUCCAUAUCGCUCUCUUUUUUCAGUCGUGUAACGCAAUAACAAUCAGAUAAUGCAUGCAGAAUAUAUGUAGUUUCUGUAGCCUUGUAUUGGUGGGGCUAAUUCUACUGAAGGAAGUGUUUCUAUAGAUAUAUAUAAGUUUGUUACUGAUUAUGCCAA